AUGGGGCACUUUUCCAAACCUGUGCAACAGACAUCCAGACCAUUGCAGGUGGUGUUACUUGGUAAAACAGGAGCAGGGAAGAGUGCAACGGGAAACACCAUCCUGGGACGAAACGCAUUUCCCUCAAGGAAAAGAUUAAAAUCAGUGACUGCUGAUAUUGAGAAACAAAAUGUCACCAUUGAAGGAAUAGAUCUUGUCGUGUAUGACACUCCAGGAUUCUGUAACCCCGAUCAAUCUGAAGAGCAAAUUCAGGAGAAAUUCCAGGAAGUCCUCAAGUUAACCUCAUCUGGUCCCCGUGUGUUUCUCCUGGUGGUGAAGAUAGACAGAUUAACAGAAGAAGAGAAGAGGGUCAUUAGUAAAAUAGAAGGUCUUCUAGGAGAGAGUCUUUUGAAGCAAACCUGGAUCCUGUUCACCAGAGGAGAUGAGUUGGAAGACCAGACUAUAGAAGAAUUCAUUGAGGAGUCAGAUGACCUCACAGAAGUGAUGAGAAAAUACAGUGGAAGAUACCAUGUGUUCAACAACAAGAGGGGUGAUCCUGAGCAGGUCAAAUCACUGCUGCAAAAGACAUCCAUCUAUCUCAAUUCAACACUUUCAAGGAGCUCCUCCAUCAGGAAUCGCCCAGAGAGAAGGAUUGUUCUGCUUGGAAAAACCGGUGUUGGGAAGAGUGCAUCAGGAAACACCAUCCUUGGUGGGACGAGUUUCCAUUCUGAACUGAACUGGUCCUCUGUAACACGUAAAACAGAAAGGAAACAGGCAGCAGUAGAUGGGAGGGAUGUCAGUGUGGUUGACACUCCAGGACUGUUUGACACACAGCUUCCUGUUGAAGAAUUAGCAAAGGAGAUUGGUAUGAGCAUCUAUGAGUCUAGCCCAGGGACUCAUGCCUUCCUCAUAGUUUUACGAGUGAAUGACAGGUUCACAGAGCAGGAGAAACAAGCUAUUGAAACUCUAGAGAGUGUGUUUGGGUCAGGACUGACAAAGCACUCCAUCAUCCUCUUCACCCAUGGCGAUGCUUUAGAGGGUAACGGUCUAGAGAAGCUGAUUGGUGGGAACAGAGACCUCAGUAGAUUGGUAGAGCAGUGUGGGGGGAGGUACCAUGUCCUCAACAAUAAAGCCAGAGGAAACAGAGUUCAGGUCACAAAGCUGAUGGAGAAGAUAGACAGAAUAGUGGAGGACAAUGGAGGAACCUGCUACACCAAUGAGAUGUUUGAGGAGGCAGACAGGAUUAAGAAAGAGGAGGAGGAGAGGAUCCAGAGGGAGAUAAGGGAGAGGUUCAAUAUGGAAAGGAGGGAGAUGAGGGAGGAGGAGGAGAGGAUGCAGAAGGAGAGAGAAUGUCAAGAGGAGAAAAAGCAACAAGUUCAGCAAGACACAGAGAUAAAUGAACAUACAAUUAGAAGAGAAGAAGAGGAAAACCAGGUAACAGGAACCGGGCAGCCAGAACAUGAGAAUGAUCCUACAAAUCAAACUUCAGCUCUUGCCUCAAGGUCAGUCACUCAGCAUCUGCCCCAGCCUACAGCCCAAGCCACAAACACAAAGUCAAAAUUCAACAUUUUUAUGGACAAAGUCAGUGCAAGGAUUUGUGAAGCACUGAUAGGUGCAGGGAUUGAAGCUGGCAUAGGAGCUGCCAUAGGAUAUGGCGUAGGAUGUGUUGUAGGAGGUGGCGUAGGAUGUGUUGUAGGAGGUGGCGUAGGAUGUGUUGUAGGAGGUGGCGUAGGAUGUGUUGUAGGUGGUGUUGUAGGUGUUGUAGGAGGUGGCGUAGGAUGUGUUGUAGGAGGUGGCGUAGGAUGUGUUGUAGGAGGUGGCGUAGGAUGUGUUGUAGGUGGUGUUGUAGGUGUUGUAGGUGGAUUAAUAGGCUUUGGAUUUGUUCGUUCAGUCGCAAUCUGACAGUCAGGAACUUGCUUCAGCUACUCCUACUGUAGAAUCAGGAGUGGUGGAACAAGGACCCAAUUGUCAUACUUGAGGAAAAGUAUAAAUACCUUAAUAGAAAAUGACUCAAGUAAAAGUGAAUUUUGAUGUUCAUUUGAUUGAUCUGUCAACUAACGUGAAUUCAAAGUGAAAUGAACAAAUAUUGUAACUAUGUCAUUGGAUAUAGGUUUCAAGGGCGAAAAAAAAGUUCAAUCCCUGAAAUUCCCUUACAUUGAUGACUUCUUGCAAAGCCAUCAAUGUAGGCUGGCUCUGGCUAACCCAUCGAUUUAUGGGACCAAUCAGAACGUGUUCGCAUUCUAGAAAUUGUCGGGGAGGGAGGCAAAUCCAGACUCAUUGUGGAGAAGAAACGUCAGUUGGCCAGAGUGAUGUAGAUGGGAAGACAGACAAAUGUUUUAUGAGGUUGCACCAAUUCAAAGUUGGCACGUGCACCAGAACAACAGAUAAAGACAGCAAAGUAAAGCCAGAGUGCCGGAGACAGACAAGUUGUGUGCUAUGUACACACAUGUAUGCUAUGUGAUGUUUGCCAAGUAGUGAAUGGUAGAAAUCAGGUGGGGAGUAUACUCAUGUUUAAAGUGUUAGUUCACAUAACAAAUAUUUAUCUGUUUUCUCACUAGAUCCAGAUCCGUUUUUUUAUUCUGGCUAUUUCAUUGCCUUCUCAGCCUCUCUAAUUUCCAUACAAGUUAAGCCUAAAAGCUUCAGUCCAGAUUUGUGUUUCAGCCAAAUGGGAGCCCCACUAGGCCUACAUGGUUAACUAUUAAGCUGGUGGAUGAGGCUGGAGAAAUGAAAUGAAUAGAUGGACCUAUUGUCAGGGGUGCACCUAGGGGUCAUGAUAGGGGCUGUACCAAAUGUUUGAUGUAUAAUAAUAACUGAUUAUGCUUAUGUGGAUUAAUAGAAGGGGAGGGGUUAUAAGACCCCUCCCUCCUUACAUUUAUAGGGUCCUAGACUACAGAUUAACAAUAUAUAUACACUAUGGGGUUUAAUAUUGUUCCACAGUACUUUUCUAGGCUCUCUGCCUCUUAUGAAGAAACUGUCUGAGCAAUGUGUGACUGUGAAGACAGAACUCUGCAGGUGAGUGUAAGAGGUAGGAGACUAGUCAGACAUUCCACUAUAAAUCAAUUUCAACAUUUACUGCUAAGCUUUUAGAUAACACUGAAACUGUUGUUUAUAUAGCUAUGAAGGCAUGGGUUUGGUCUCAUGAGUAGAAGGUAAUGACGUAGGCAGUGACAUCACUAAGAUAUAUGACUGUAGGCAUGAUAAAACAACAUGGACCCUUUUCUAUUUUGCAGAACUUACUCUGAAACAUGUGUGCUAUGUUCCUGUUGUCAACUUCUGUCUGCAAUUGCAUUAAUAAAGGUUUUUGAAUGAUUUAAUUAAA
This is a messenger RNA of Oncorhynchus masou masou (cherry salmon), 3298 nucleotides long. Its product is annotated as GTPase IMAP family member 8-like. Bases 1 to 1881 code for a protein of 626 amino acids. The record is from RefSeq and is a predicted model, not a curated record. NCBI's taxonomy places the organism in Eukaryota, Metazoa, Chordata, Actinopteri, Salmoniformes, Salmonidae. Gene Ontology annotation, molecular function: GTP binding. The transcript is spliced from 2 exons.